AGGUGUCAAAAAUCAAUGAAUUUGCUCCAAGGGAAGCUGCGAGGCGGCGGCAAGCCAUUGAGACACUACUUCGGAGGCAAGCUCAAGAUGACCGGUUCUAACGAGUUCAAGCUGAACCAGCCGCCCGAGGACGGCAUCUCCUCGGUGAAGUUCAGCCCCAACACCUCCCAGUUCCUGCUGGUCUCGUCCUGGGACACGUCCGUGCGCCUCUACGAUGUGCCGGCCAACUCGAUGCGGCUCAAGUACCAGCACACCGGCGCCGUCCUGGACUGCGCCUUCUACGAUCCAACGCAUGCCUGGAGUGGGGGAUUAGGUCAUCAGUUGAAAAUGCAUGAUUUGAACACUGAUCAAGGAAAUCUUGUUGGAACCCAUGAUGCCCCUAUCAGAUGUGUUGAAUACUGUCCAGAAGUGAAUGUGAUGGUUACUGGAAGUUGGGAUCAAACAGUUAAAUUGUGGGAUCCCAGAACUCCUUGCAAUGCUGGGACCUUCUCUCAGCCUGAAAAGGUGUAUACCCUCUCAGUGUCUGGAGACCGGCUGAUUGUAGGUACAGCGGGCCGCAGAGUGUUGGUGUGGGAUUUACGGAACAUGGGCUAUGUGCAGCAGCGCAGGGAGUCCAGUCUGAAAUACCAGACUCGCUGCAUAAGAGCAUUUCCUAACAAGCAGGGCUAUGUAUUAAGCUCUAUUGAAGGCCGGGUGGCAGUUGAGUACUUGGACCCAAGCCCUGAGGUACAGAAGAAGAAGUAUGCUUUCAAAUGUCACAGACUAAAAGAAAAUAAUAUUGAGCAGAUUUACCCAGUCAAUGCCAUUUCAUUUCACAAUAUCCACAAUACAUUUGCCACAGGUGGUUCUGAUGGAUUUGUAAAUAUUUGGGAUCCAUUUAAUAAAAAACGACUGUGCCAGUUCCAUCGGUACCCUACCAGCAUCGCAUCACUUGCCUUCAGCAAUGAUGGGACUACACUUGCAAUAGCAUCAUCAUAUAUGUAUGAAAUGGAUGACACGGAACAUCCUGAAGAUGGUAUCUUCAUUCGCCAAGUGACAGAUGCAGAAACAAAACCCAAGUCCACCUAAUCAUCUCGUGAAAAUGGUUUCUCUAUGGAAAGCUUUGUUUGCUUCCUACAAAUACAUGCUUAUCCCCUAAGGGAUGUGUUAUAGUCAUUGUGGACAUGUUAUUUAGUAUGUGGAUUUGUUUUUUGUCUUACAAGAAAUUUGCCUGUUUAUUUUUUAAUAGAUUGUUUAGGAUGAGGAGUCUGCGUCCUUACGCAGUACUGUGAAGAAUUCCUCCCAUCUUCCCCCAAGUAAGCCCAGUUGCUGUUUAUGAGCAGUUCGUUUUUUUGUAGUAUAAUCUAAACCUGUUAUUUCCCUGCUGUAUAAUAAAUCAGAUUCGGAACACUUAAA
Messenger RNA from Marmota monax (woodchuck), 1395 nucleotides. RefSeq names its product mitotic checkpoint protein BUB3. NCBI's taxonomy places the organism in Eukaryota, Metazoa, Chordata, Mammalia, Rodentia, Sciuridae. Gene Ontology annotation, cellular component: mitotic checkpoint complex; kinetochore; bub1-bub3 complex. The record is from RefSeq and is a predicted model, not a curated record. Gene Ontology annotation, biological process: mitotic spindle assembly checkpoint signaling. Bases 16 to 1068 code for a protein of 350 amino acids. The transcript has 2 exons. Gene Ontology annotation, molecular function: ubiquitin binding.